AUGAAAAGAGAAUUGGAAGCUGAACCGAUCUUGUUAGAGGAGUAUUUGUCUGAAUUGCAGAUACAACAGUUAUCCAAGACUCCUCCAGGACCGCCCGUGGCGGAUGAAUUGGUUCACAAUUGGCACUACCAGUACGUGGUUUCCUGGCUUUACAAUGUGUGUGACUCGACCUUCACCGCUGAUCAGGGCAAAGCGAUGUUCUCCAGCAUUGCUUUUGACGAGAAACUGUUGCUCCAAGACCUGCAGUCGCAGGAUUGGGAAGAAAACGAUGUUAGUCUAUACACGCAGGUACGUGAGUGCGUGUUGAAGACCGUGACUCAGAACAAAAAGGCGCAAUUGAAGGAGUGGGACGUCGCCAUCAAGUACAACUUGGCACAGUGGAAUGCGGUGCUGUGGUGGGCGCAGGACCAAGAGACUAGAUUCACGGAUUUGAACGUGGUGCAACAGUUCGACGUGCUGUACGCGUGUAUCAAAUACAUUGAGCGCAAGAGCCAAAGCUUCCGGCUCUACUUGAAUGCGCACUUGGCUCAAUUCCAGUUCCCGGAGUGUGUAGUAGGGGAAAGACGAUCGAUGUUUGUACUACCGGGCGGAAAGCUUGUGGAGAGGACGAUGACGGCGCACGAGGAGGCGCACUUGCGGGUUCCUAUCAAGUUCCGCAACUGUUCGGUGAGGUACGAGGGUGAGGACGAGGUGGAAGUGCGUCAGCUGGACUUUGGCCCCGAGAUCGACGACUUUUUAUCGCGACUAUCGCUGGAUUUCAAGGUUUUGAGUGGAUCGUGGGGGGAAUACUUGGGAUAUCUAAACGAAACUACAGACCAAGGUUUACAAGAGUUCCUGGCGCAGCAGCUGCCGCUGGUGGCAGAGAACGAGCUAAAUGGACGGCGGUUGUUGGCCAACCGUGAACGCGAACGGUCCAUGGCAGAACUGCUGGUCCGGCGCAAGCGUUCGUCGCGGCUGGUCGCCCGCGAAGAGGACACCAAACGGCGCGACCUAGAGUCCCGUUGGCUGGAGAAACUCGACGACCGUGACCAAUAUCUCCGGAGCCGCCAGCGGGCCGUAGCGAAAAUGUCCAAGGCCAUCAAGGACGUGAUCUGGUCUCAAUUGUGGGACAAGUUCGACCUCGAUGUGAAAGUAGAGAAGCUUAGACGCCGAACCGUGGAUGGACAGCAACUGGCAGCCACCCCUGAACCGGGCUCCCCCGGGUCCCUUGCGCCCGUGGACCACUACGCCUGGCUCGCAGCCAUCGACCAAUCCGUGCUGGAAAACGGAGAGAAAUUCCACCACAGGGUCAUUCAAGUGGACCCUGCGUUGCCCACGCCUCUCGAAGUCGACUCCCGGGAGCUGCCAGACGAAUUGCUCAUCACCCGCGAGGAACUAUCCGGCUUGGCAAAUCACGGUUUGCCCGUCGCAGACUACACCCCAGACUCCACUGACUGGGCCUUCCAGUGCCCGUGCCAAGAGGUUUCCGGAUUCAAUCUCAACGACCACGACGCCGUCCGCUCCCACACGCUCAUUUGUUGCGAUUCGUGUCUGCGGUGGCAGCACCUGGAGUGCCAGCGCGACGAAUGGGUCGAGCUGCUGGGACAAGCUCGCCAGAAACCGCUUCAACGUAAAGAUUUCGUCUCUGUCACGCUGGCUUCGCCCCACGCCCACGCUCACGCCCUCCACCGUGGCCAACGUCGCAGUGCGCGCCACGCUGACACCAACCUCCACCCGAGCCAGCCCGCUGACGCCGAUCUCGGUCUCUCCUCGGCUCCUCGGCCCGUGACCCGAAAAUCCAGUCUUGCACUGGCCAAUAAUACAUCUGCAAAUCUACUUCCAGAAACAUUUGUAUGCAGUUGGUGCAUGCACGCUCUGGAAGACGAUCUUCGGGAUGCCUUUGUGCGCGAGCUGAGGCAGACCCGCGUUCAGCAGCGAAAGGCCCACGACGAGCGCGAACGCCGCAAGAGACAAAAAGAAGUGCGCAAGUCCGCCGCCGCCUCUACGGCCAAAAAUACCGAUGAUGCUGGUGCAGACAUCAAUGACAAUGCUACAGUUAAUCCUACGGCGAAUGCUACGGCCAAUGCUACGGCGAACGCUACGGCGAACGCUACGGCGAACGCUACGGCCACCACCUCCGGCACGCAAAAAAAAACACAGCCGUCGCGUCUUCCCCGUUCCCAAUUCUCGCACAGCACAAGCCACUUCGCCCAACCUUGA
Molecule: messenger RNA, 2199 nt
Organism: Lachancea dasiensis
Lineage: Eukaryota; Fungi; Ascomycota; Saccharomycetes; Saccharomycetales; Saccharomycetaceae
Source: the annotation of a GenBank genome assembly